Messenger RNA from Eleginops maclovinus (Patagonian blennie), 1163 nucleotides. RefSeq names its product E3 ubiquitin-protein ligase RNF182-like. Gene Ontology annotation, molecular function: ubiquitin protein ligase activity. Lineage: Eukaryota; Metazoa; Chordata; Actinopteri; Perciformes; Eleginopidae. Gene Ontology annotation, biological process: protein ubiquitination. The record is from RefSeq and is a predicted model, not a curated record.
CAACCGGGUAGACCAACGACAGACGACUGGACUGAGUCAUAGGAAAUACAGAGAUAAUAUUUCUCACAUUAAAACGUUUUAUCCGCAUCCGGGCAUCUUCCAACCAGGAAAUACUGUACAGUAUGAUCGUGAUUGUUUAUUGAAAUAUAUUGUCGUGAAAUAAUGCUUUUUCGCUAGCCCUAUGAAACGGGAACAUGGCGGAUGCGGUCAUUACAGGAGGUGAGUGUGGCUCAGCUCCGCCUAACGAGACCGACUCGUUCCCCAGCGAGGAAUACGAGUGCAAAAUAUGCUACAACUACUUCGACCUGAGCCGCCACACUCCCAAACUGCUGGCCUGCUCCCACACCUUCUGCCAUGAGUGCCUCGACGCUAUGCACUGCCGGGGUCGUGGAUGGAGAGUCGGCUGCCCCGUGUGUCGCCACCGAACUCCGGUGCCGGAGUACCGGGUGCACAACCUCCCAGACAACAGCGCGUUGACUCAGUCACUCCCGCUUAAAAAUCCCAAGCCCUUGAACUCAUCCUACACAGAUGUCCAGACAGGUUCAGCCGCGUAUUCAGCCACCUCUCAGGAGAGCAACGCCAGCUGUCAGACUUGCAAACAAGUUGCGUUCGUGACUGGCUGCGUGUGCGCCAUCUUUUCUUUCAUUUCCAUGGUGGUGCUCUUAUUUCUGGGGCUCAUCUUUGUGCAUAAUUUCAAUCACACGUCGUGGCCCGUCGGCCCUAUCUGUUUGUUUGUUGCCAGUGUCCUAGCCCCGUUGCCAUUCAUCCUUACUUGGUUAAUGUGCAUGUUGAAGUACAGACCUGAAGCUGAAACAAGCCGUUUCCUCACUUCUAAUGUAAUGUGAUGUCUGCAAAGCUGGACACAUUAGCCAGGUUAGUAUUAUUAAAGGGAAAUGUGUUUGUUUAUUUAUUUCAGUGUGUUUUGAUGAUAUAGAUGCCUUAGUCAGUGUUUGGACAGGUAUAAUUAAUGUACAAUUAAUGAUGGCUAGAUUCCAUUUACAUUCUUGUGUUUCAGGGUUAUGGUUUUGUGCAUGGUUCACAUUCAUGACAUACUGGGGCACUUGAGUUAUUGUUAAAGUUUUAAAGUAACAUGUGCUUUUCAUAAUAUGUUUUUCAAAGUCUGUUGCAAAAAAAUGCCUAUUUUGACCCAAACGGAUAUGAGC